Messenger RNA from Pogona vitticeps (central bearded dragon), 973 nucleotides. NCBI's taxonomy places the organism in Eukaryota, Metazoa, Chordata, Lepidosauria, Squamata, Agamidae. The record is from RefSeq and is a predicted model, not a curated record.
UCAAAUCCAAAAACAAUAUCCCAACAAACUGAAGCAAAGCUGUGAGACACCCAGAAAUUGGUGUGGCGUGGCCUCUUUUGGAGCCCUGGAACAGAGGCCUUUUCCUGCAAAAAAGGGACAAGGUCAAGAGGAGGGUUUGGGGAGGUGGACUUUGACCCAAGACAAAAUGGCGGCUGAACAGGAGAUGCAGCCCCUUGUGAGUUCCCAGUUCCCGGCUGCAACUGAACAAAAUGUGAAGCAUGCGAUCAAGACGGAGGAGGAAGAGCAGUUUGGUGCUGUGGCUGCCGAGAGCCCUGAAGAUGAAGGAAAUAUCAGGGAAUGCCUCUCCAGAUGGCCGGAGCAGCAGGUCCAGCCGGAGCCGGGGGAGAGGCUGCUCCGGCAGUGGGAAGACCAGUGGCAGGGCUUCCUGAAGACCGUGGAGUCUCCCUCUUCGUCCGAGUGGGAGAGGCCAGGGCUGCCGGACGCGUCGGCCCCGUGGGGCGAUGCCCAGGCCUUCCUGGCCUCCUUCGAGCAAGUGGCCGAGGCCUGCUUGUGGCCCAAGGAGGAGUGGGCGGCCCGACUCCGGCCAGCCCUCCGAGGAGAAGCGGGCCAGGCCUUCGUCCGGCUGGAGGCCAGGGACCGAGAGGACUACGGCAAGGUGAAGGCGGCCCUCCUGCGCAGAGAGGCUCUGCGGAGAGAGAAGACCCGGCAGCACUUCCGGAGCUUCGGCUACCGGGAGGCCGAAGGGCCGCGAGCGGUUCACGGCCGGCUGCGGGAGCUUUGCCGCGGGUGGUUGAAGGUGGAGAAGCACACGAAGGAGCAGAUCCUGGAAGAGCUGGUCCUGGAGCAGUUCCUGGCCGUCCUUCCGCCGGAGGUCCAGACCUGGGUCAGGGGACACGGGCCCGAGACCGGCGCCCAGGCGGUGGCCCUGGCCGAGGACUUCCUGGGGAGGCCUUGCAAGUCGGAGAGGCUGGAGCAGCACGUAAGGGAAUAA